Parastagonospora nodorum SN15 is the source of this 687-nucleotide messenger RNA. RefSeq lists its product as hypothetical. The transcript has a single exon. Lineage: Eukaryota; Fungi; Ascomycota; Dothideomycetes; Pleosporales; Phaeosphaeriaceae. Gene Ontology annotation, molecular function: zinc ion binding; DNA-binding transcription factor activity, RNA polymerase II-specific. Gene Ontology annotation, biological process: aromatic amino acid catabolic process; positive regulation of transcription by RNA polymerase II. Gene Ontology annotation, cellular component: nucleus. The coding region runs from base 1 to 687 and encodes 228 amino acids. The record is from RefSeq and is a predicted model, not a curated record.
AUGGAGGACCAUAACGACGGUAGUACAGCACAUGAUGGUAUGAAUGGCUCGAGCAAGAAGCGGACCCACCCAGACGACUUUAAGCGUGCGUACAAGGCUUGCAUCAACUGCCGCCAGCGCAAAGCCAAGUGCAUUCUUGGUCCUGGGCCUGAUGGCGGCGAAUUGAAGCCACCCUGCCAAAGAUGUAAGCGAGAGAUGCGAGAAUGCGUGUUUCGAUCCGAGCGAUCGUGGGUGAAGAGACGGAAACCUGGAGAGGCGAGAGACAAUGACCUGGACGAGCCGGUCGCCACCCAGUCACAUCCGGCUGCGACAGUUCAGCCAUCUCCACUUCAUAGGUCAUCAUUUUCUACACAUGGGAUGACACCUGGCCAAAGUCCUCAUAUCAAUGGUAGCCAGCGCUCCGAUACAUUCUCUCCAGGUCAUCUUCGCCGCAUAUCGACCUCGCAACCUGACCUGGCACAUUCGGUCAUGAGGACGGUUGUGUCUAGCGGCAGUGACGCCCUGAAUUUGCUCUUCGAAGCGGCCCAUCAUCGUGAUGCUAUGGAUAACCAGGAGCAAUCGGGUUCCCAAGCCUAUGAAACACCUAGAUCAGGUGCAACUGGCUACGAAAGGUGUUCCGUCAUCACCGUUUCACACCUUCAAGGCCCAGCCGAGUGCAAAUGUCAACGCCCUCCCCAGAAACGCUAA